This is a messenger RNA of Setaria italica (foxtail millet), 2928 nucleotides long. Its product is annotated as protein UPSTREAM OF FLC. NCBI's taxonomy places the organism in Eukaryota, Viridiplantae, Streptophyta, Magnoliopsida, Poales, Poaceae. The transcript is spliced from 7 exons. The coding region runs from base 1048 to 2691 and encodes 547 amino acids. The record is from RefSeq and is a predicted model, not a curated record.
CCGGCCACAACCGUAACGCCACUCCGGGCGGCGUCCACUGUUCCCUCCUCCCCGCCAGCCGUCACCACUCCCAGUACCCCGCUGCUUUAUUCCCCUGCCCUGCGCUCUCUGCUCUCAGCCUGCGCCCGCCACCGCCCCCGCUGCCGUUUGAGGUUUGACCUCGAGCUCCCUCCCGCACUCGCGCCCCUUCCUCCUUUCCCUUUCCCCGCCAUUAACCUGACGCGCAGCUGCCGCAGCCGCAGACAGACCUCGCGGAGUUGCAGUCGAGGAGGACGACGACGACUCCCCUCGGCCCCGCGGCCCCACGAGCGAAAAAAGUCAUUCCUUCCGUGCUCUGCUCGCCCGAAAAGCUCCCGUUUUGCAGGCCCCGUGCCCGCCAUUACGCCCCGCCCCCGGCCCUCGAUUCAAUGCCCUCAUUUCCUCCUUGAGCUCUCUCCCCGCACCUCCUUCCUCGUGCCGGAGCCCGGAGCUGCAAUUGCAAUCGCCCUUCUCGUGCAGUCGUGCUCCUUCCUACCUCACGCCUCGCUGUUGACACCCUUUUGAGGCUUGGAGCCGCCUGCUUGUCCGCUUCCUGCCUCGCACCCACGACGCCCAGCCCACUCCAGUCACCCAUCGCACGUCGGAAACCUCCAAUCCCCGGUUUUGUUUGUAGCCAUCCCUUUGGCCCUUCCCGUGGUCACAUCGCCCUCCCUCCCCUCCCUGCAGCGUGCGCCCAAAUGAAAUGAGAGCAAAGUUCGGCCUCAGUUCCCCGGCGUCCCGUCCCCUCAUGUGCCCGCGCCAGUGAGCGAUCCUUGGCCGGACCAGCCGCCCGCCUAUCCAUCCCCUCCCUGCCUGGCGAUCCUUGGCCGGGUCCUCUUCUCGUCCAGAUUCUGAUCGCUGACAGAGUCCCAAUCUCGGUGGCGCGCCCUCGCCUCCCUCGCCCGUGCGCUAAUUUAGACAGGGGUUUCGAGGCGGGCUUCGGACUUGGAGUUCGAGUUUCCCCAGGUGCGCGCACCGAGAGACCAGAGCCUCCUCCCCGAGCGGAAGGAAGUUGAGGAGCAGCCAACAAUGGAGAGCCGAGGGCGGCGGCCGCGGACCCCGGAGCGGCAGAGGCCGGCGGCGCGGAAGGUGCCGGUGGUGUACUACCUCACGCGGAGCCGCCACCUCGAGCACCCGCACUUCGUCGAGGUGCCGGUCGCCUCGCCGGAGGGGCUCUACCUCAGGGAUGUCAUCAACCACCUCAACACGGUGCGCGGCAAGGGCAUGGCCGCGAUGUACUCGUGGUCCUGCAAGAGGAGCUACAAGAAUGGGUUCGUGUGGCACGACCUUGCCGAGGACGACCUCGUCCUCCCGGCCACCGAUGGCGAGUACGUGCUCAAGGGCUCUGAGCUCGUGGACCAAUCUUCUCCAGGUCAAUUAUACCCUGUCAGUAACGGCAACCACAAGCAACAGAGCAGGCUGAAAGAGGGUGCACGGCAGCCAUUGCCAAGAGAGCAUUCCUACCCAUCCUCCCCUCCUAGCGUGAUAGUAAGAGAAGCCAAGCCCCGGCGUUCACCGUCUGUGCCUUCACAAGAUGAGGACGACACCCCCUCGCCGUGCAGGGACCGCUCCUUUGGGACCAUGUCGCCGGAGUUGGAGCCCCGGAGGAAUGAGAGGGCUCAACUAUCAGCGAGUGGGUCUGCAAGCCCAGCAGAGUUCAGAGUUUACAAGCCCACUGGUUGCAUGGAUGCUGCAACUCAAACUGAUGAUCUUGGCAGAAGAUCCGGUCGGAGAGCACCCGAGAUGCGCAAGAAGAGUCUGAGCACAGAUCAUGAUGCUGUAGUUCGUGAAAUUACCGAGUACCGGCAAAGCCAUCCUCGCCGGUCAGCAGAUCUCCAAGGGAUCUCCAGGGAACUCCUGUCCCAAUGUGCUACUCCAUUGAGCAUACCUUCAACCCGUGUCAAGUCGGAGAGUUUAGAGUCCUUGAUACGAGCGGAUAACAUGACGAACAGCUUCAGGAUUCUUGAAGAGGAGGAUAUCGUUGUGCCCACCUGCCCGAAGCUGAAGCCGACUAAUGUAUUGAUGCAGCUCAUCACUUGUGGCUCCCUUUCGGUGAAAGAUCAUGAAAAUGUCGGAAUUGUUCAGGCAUACAAGCCCAGGUUCCCAAGCCUGAAGUUCCCAUCGCCGCUAAUUUCUCGCACCAUGAUGAUGGGUGAGCUUGAUUACCUAUCAGAAAAUCCCAGGUUAAUGGGAAUGAGGUUGGAAGAUAAGGAAUACUUCAGUGGGAGCCUUAUUGAGACAAAGAUGCAAAGAGAUGUUCCAGCUGAAAGGUAUUCAGCGCUUAAACGGUCUUCCUCCUAUAAUGCAGAAAGGGGUGGCGGGACUCUAGAUUGCACAAGAUCUGAUGAGGACACAACCGACACAUCAUCACGCUCGAGGUGCCUCCCCCGGACGCCGAUCCUGUCAUCCUUCCUACAUCCGAAGAGCGACUCGCUGAAAUCCCCAGUCUCAGACUGCCGGAGGAGCUCCUCAGCGAGGCAGGACUGCGACCUGGCGUCCGGGGAUGGGAGCAAGAGGUUCGCCGACGGCUCAAUCACGUCAGCGGCGAAGGCAGACUCGUUCAGGAAGGAGGAGAAGCUUGUCAAGAUCGAGGAAAGGCUGUCGUCCGGAGCUCGCGUUGUGAUCCAGUACACCGUCCCUUGCAACGAGAGCGACGAAGGCUCUGAACGCUGACAAUGCAGGGAUCCUGCUGCUGCUGUAGAGAGUUUAUCCUUGGAAGAUUAGCAAUCAAGGGAUUACAUUUCUUGAAAGUUGAAACAUGCAUUUAGCUAGGGGAUCCUUUUUUUGUGGUUGUUUUUUUUACCUUCUUCCUUAGAGGUUUAUCAUGUCUCAUUGUCAUUUUGUAAGUGCCUAUUAAAAUUUAUCUGUUAUGUUUUCCUCCCCUGUGGUUUCAAAAUAAUUUCUGCUGGU